CCUUCUUCCCCCAUUUCGCUGCUUCCUGUUUUCAUUUGUCUCUCUGUCUAAUCAUGGCCGCACAUUCAAUCGAAGAGCUGUUCCCCUUCCACGGGUUGCUCCCCAAAAAGGAGACCGGCGCUGCGUCUUAUCUCACCCGGUUCCCCGAGCACGAUGGACGGGGUGUUCUCAUCGCUAUCCUCGACACUGGCGUGGACCCGGGGGCCCCGGGCAUGCAGACCACGACGGAGGGGCAGCCGAAGAUCGUUGACAUCAUCGAUACGACGGGCAGCGGAGAUGUCAACAUGGCAACGGUGGUGGAGCCUAACGACGGGGCGGUGACUGGGCUCUCCGGGAGGACGCUCAAGAUCCCUCAUACCUGGGUUAAUCCAUCAGGAAAGUACCACAUUGGGAUCAAAAAUGGAUAUGACUUGUUCCCUAAAGCUCUCAGAGAGAGAAUCCAGAAAGAGCGAAAGGAGAAGCUGUGGGAUCCAGCACACAGAGCAGCUCUGGCUGAAGCUAGUCGCCGGGCAGAGCAGUUUGACAUCGCUCACCCCUCCCCCUCACAGGCUGAGAAGCUCCAGAAGGAAGAGCUGCAGUGCCGGUCGGAGCUGCUGGCGUCUCUGGAGAAGAAGUACAACGACCCGGGUCCGGUCUACGACUGUCUGCUGUGGAACGACGGAAACACAUGGAGGGCUGUGGUAGACACCUCAGAGACUGGGGACCUGUUUAGCUGCAGGGUUCUGGCCUCCUACAGGGAGAAGCAGGAGUUUGCUACUCUGGGAGACGCUGAGAUGCUGAACUACUCCGUUAACAUCUACGACGAAGGAAACACUCUCUGCAUCGUCACCAGCGGAGGGGCUCAUGGGACCCACGUGGCGAGCAUAGCGGCCGGUCACUUCCCUGAUGAGCCGGAGCGGAACGGCAUUGCCCCCGGUGCCCAGAUCCUGGCGUUGAAGAUCGGAGAUACACGCCUCAGCACCAUGGAGACGGGCACCGGACUCAUCCGCGCGAUGAUAGAGGUGAUCAACUAUAAAUGUGAUCUGGUUAACUACAGCUAUGGAGAAGCUACCCACUGGCCCAACUUAGGGAGGAUCUGUGAGGUGAUAGGAGACGCGGUUCAGAAACACAACGUAUUGUUUGUGUCCAGUGCUGGGAACAACGGGCCCUGUCUCUCUACUGUAGGCUGCCCAGGAGGCACCUCCGCCGCUGUUAUAGGCGUGGGAGCGUAUGUGACCCCAGACAUGAUGGUAGCAGAGUAUUCCCUGAGAGAGAAGCUUCCUCCUAACCAGUACACCUGGUCGUCUCGGGGCCCCAGUACGGACGGGGCCCUGGGGGUCAGUAUCAGUGCUCCGGGUGGGGCCAUCGCCUCCGUACCCAACUGGACCCUCAGAGGAACUCAGCUGAUGAACGGGACCUCCAUGUCCUCCCCUAACGCCUGUGGAGGGAUCGCCCUGGUGCUGUCAGGACUGAAGCAGAAUGGUAUCCGUCCGUCGGUGCCUGCGGUGAGGAGAGCUCUGGAGAACACAGCUCUGAAAGUAGACAACAUCGAGGUGUUCGCACAAGGACACGGAAUCAUACAGGUGGACCGAGCUGUAGACUACCUGACCCAGCAUGCCUCUCUCCCCACCUCUAACCUGGGCUUCUCUGUUACCGUGGGAACGCAGCGAGGCAUCUACCUCCGAGACCCCAUCCAGGUCCUGACCCCCUCUGACCACGGGGUCGGCAUCGAACCUGUUUUCCCCGAAAACACCGAGAACACGGAGCGUAUUUCGCUGCAACUGCACCUGGCCCUGACAUGCUCCGCCCCCUGGGUGCAGUGCCCCUCCCACCUGGAGCUCAUGAACCAGUGUCGUCAUGUCAAUGUCAGAGUCGACCCCCUGGGGCUCCGAGAGGGACUGCAUUAUACAGAGGUGUGUGGCUACGACACUGCAACCCCCAGCUCUGGCCCUCUGUUCAGAGUCCCCAUUACGGUUAUCAUCCCCACCAAAGUUCCUGAGGGCCACAGUCAGGAGGUGUUGUUCACAGACGUCCACUUCAGACCAGGGCAGAUAAGACGACACUUCAUCACUGUCCCACAGGGAGCCUCCUGGGCAGAGAUAACAUUGACGUCUCAGAGUGGUGAUGUGUCCUCUAAGUUUGUCCUCCAUGCGGUCCACCUGGUGAAGCAGAGAGCUUACAGAGCCAACGAGUUCUACAAGUUCUCCUCUCUGCUGGAGAAGAGCUCCCUGACUGAGGCCUUCCCUGUCCUGCCGGGGCGGACGGUAGAGUUGUGUAUCGCCAGGUGGUGGGCCAGCCUUGGUGACGUCACCGUUGACUACAGUAUCUCCUUCCACGGCCUGACCACCUCCCCGUCACCUCUACACAUACAUGCAUCAGAAGGUGUGACUAGUUUUGAGGUGUCCUCUCCUCUGAGGUACGAAGACGUUUCUCCGAGCGUCACCCUGAAGACCUGGGUCCAGCCACUGAG
This is a messenger RNA of Coregonus clupeaformis (lake whitefish), 2449 nucleotides long. RefSeq names its product tripeptidyl-peptidase 2-like. Gene Ontology annotation, molecular function: tripeptidyl-peptidase activity; serine-type endopeptidase activity. The transcript has 18 exons. The record is from RefSeq and is a predicted model, not a curated record. Gene Ontology annotation, cellular component: cytosol. Lineage: Eukaryota; Metazoa; Chordata; Actinopteri; Salmoniformes; Salmonidae. Gene Ontology annotation, biological process: proteolysis. The annotation marks the transcript as partial.